Molecule: messenger RNA, 2368 nt
Organism: Gossypium raimondii (Peruvian cotton)
Lineage: Eukaryota; Viridiplantae; Streptophyta; Magnoliopsida; Malvales; Malvaceae
Product: subtilisin-like protease SBT4.14
Exons: 9
Coding region: 41-2293 (750 amino acids)
Biological process (GO): proteolysis
Molecular function (GO): serine-type endopeptidase activity
Source: RefSeq, a predicted model, not a curated record
AACUUUGUUCUCAAUAUAAAAGCAUGUUGCUACAGCUUUAAUGAAAGCUAAAAAAAACAUGAACAUGUUAGCAUUUAGCAUGAGGAAACUGGGUUUUCUUUUCAUUCUGAUUGUUUUGAAUAUUGUUGCACACGGAGAAGAAACAAAGAAUUUUUACAUUGUUUACUUGGGAGAUAGUCCAUUGAGCAAGCAAUCUGCAGUUCAAAAACACAUAGGCCUUCUUUCCUCUGUCAAAGGAAGUGAACAUGGUGCCAAAGAGUCCAUUGUUUAUAGCUACACCAAGAGCUUCAAUGCCUUUGCUGCCAAGCUAUCUGAAAAUGAGGCUGAAAUGUUGAAGGGUCUGGAUGAAGUGGCAUCGGUGUUUCCAAACCGAUAUCGGAAGCUACACACGACGAAAUCGUGGGACUUCAUUGGACUUCCUCUAACAGCUAAAAGAAAUUUGAAGUUUGAGAGGAACAUAAUUGUGGGUCUACUUGAUACAGGAAUUACUCCGCAGUCCGAGAGCUUUAAGGAUGAAGGAUUUGGUCCACCGCCCUCAAAAUGGAAGGGAACGUGCGGUCGUUUCAUGAAUUUCUCAGGCUGCAACAACAAGAUUAUAGGAGCUAAAUACUACAAGCUUGAUGGCAACCCCGACCCUGCCGACAUUUUAUCACCAAUAGACAUGGAUGGCCAUGGCACGCACACUUCAUCGACACUAGCAGGCAACCUGGUUCGAGAUGCAAAUCUUUACGGGCUAGCCAAGGGGACAGCUCGUGGUGCGGUGCCAUCAGCUAGGAUAGCAAUGUACAAAGUGUGCUGGGCCAGUUCAGGGUGUGCUGAUAUGGAUAUUCUUGCUGCAUUGGACGAUGCUACCAGCGAUGGAAUGGACAUUAUAUCGAUAUCGAUCGGCGGGGGAACUCAAGAUUUCGUGACCGAUUCUAUAUCAGUUGGUGCAUUUCAUGCCCUGAAGAAGGGAAUCGUUACCGUGACUUCUGCUGGGAAUGACGGUCCAAGUUUGAGUUCGGUUUCUAACUAUUCCCCAUGGCUUCUUACUGUAGCAGCGAGUGGCAUCGACCGACAGUUCAUGAGCACAGUCAAGUUGGGUAAUGGAAAAAGUUUUCAGGGAAUUGGAAUCAACACAUUCGAGUCAAAGGAAGGUCUUUACCCCGUUGUCAGUGGGGCCGAUGUUGCGAUGAACUCCGAAAGCAAGGAAAACGCAAGGUUCUGUUUCGAUAACACAUUGGAUCCCAGCAAGGUGAAAGGAAGGCUUGUUUAUUGCACACUAAGUCAAUGGGGUGUUGAUUCUGUUGUUAAAGGAAUUGGAGGCAUAGGCACCAUUGUUGAAAGUGAAAAAUACCUUGACACUGCACAAAUUUUUAUGGCACCAGCGACCAUGGUGAACUCAACUGUUGGUGAAACUAUACAAAAUUAUAUACAUUCCACAAGAUCACCUACAGCAGUGGUAUACAAGUCUGAGGAAGUCAAGAUUCCUGCUCCAUCUGUUGCUUCGUUUUCGUCUCGGGGUCCAAAUCCCGGCUCGCACCGUAUUCUCAAGCCUGAUAUUGCAGCCCCUGGCGUCGACAUAUUGGCAGCUUACACUCUUGUAAAGUCGCUAACAGGGCUCAAAGGCGACACCCAACGUUCAAAAUUCACUCUCAUGUCCGGCACUUCGAUGGCCUGCCCUCAUGUUGCAGGUGUUGCAGCCUAUGUAAAAUCGUUUCAUCCAACUUGGACACCAGCCGCCAUCAAAUCUGCAAUCAUGACCACCGCAAAACCGAUGAGCAAGAGGGUGAACAAGGAUGCCGAGUUUUCCUACGGUGCCGGUCAAUUGAACCCUGCAAGAGCCAUAAACCCAGGCCUAGUCUAUGACAUUGAUGAGAUGUCUUAUGUACAAUUCCUAUGCCAUGAAGGCUACAGUGGAUCAUCUAUAGCACAUUUAAUCGGCACAAAAUCCGUAAACUGCUCCUCAUUGCUUCCUGGAUUCGGCUAUGAUGCUCUUAACUACCCGUCGAUGCAGCUUAACAUGAAAAACAGCCAACAGCCGACCGUAGGUGUUUUCAAGAGACGAGUCACCAAUGUAGGUCCUCCAUCUGUGUACAAUGCUACCAUUAAGGCUCCUAAAGAACUGCAAAUCACGGUUAGGCCAACAAGUCUCCUGUUCACUCGUUUGUUGCAGAAGCGGAGUUUUAAGGUGGUGGUGGUAGCGAAACCCGAGCUGAGCACUAAAUUCAGGGUGCUAUCGGCUUCACUUGUAUGGAAAACCACUCAUCACACUGUGAGAAGUCCUAUUGUUGUUUACAGUCUCCCAGACUAAAAAUAGUAAAUCAUAUAUGAAAGAAAUGAUGGAGCAAGUGCAGAAUUAAUAAAAGGAAAGGCAGUUUAUAUAUAA